Molecule: messenger RNA, 3300 nt
Organism: Protopterus annectens (West African lungfish)
Lineage: Eukaryota; Metazoa; Chordata; Ceratodontiformes; Protopteridae
Gene: USP3
Product: ubiquitin specific peptidase 3
Exons: 15
Coding region: 152-1723 (523 amino acids)
Biological process (GO): protein deubiquitination
Cellular component (GO): cytoplasm
Molecular function (GO): cysteine-type deubiquitinase activity; zinc ion binding
Source: RefSeq, a predicted model, not a curated record
UGCAAGUGUCAACAGAGACGGCAUCAGUGGCGUCUGUGGUUGCGUAGAGCCGGCAGAGCGAAGAUAGCGGAAGUUAAAAAGAAACAAAAAGAGAGCGAGGAGUGUUUUGGCGCGUGCGCGGCGAAUUCAGUUACCGAAGCUGUGUCCCAUCAUGGAGUGCCCACACCUGUGUACUAGUGUUUGUAUUGUCCCGGAGUUGGUUUCAUUCCCCACUGGUUCGCCCUCUUCCUGGUGUUGCGGUGUGUGUCGGUCAAAUAAGAGCCCAUGGCUUUGCCUGACUUGUUUCGGUGUCCAUUGUGGAAGGUAUGUCAAUGGUCAUGCAAAGAAACACUAUGAAGAUUCACAAAGUCCUGUCCCUAGUCCCAAAAAGUUGGAGAAGCCAGAAAGUGAGAACUUUCAACAUGCAGUGUGUAUGGACUGCAGCAGCUACAGUACAUAUUGUUAUCGAUGUGAUGACUUUGUAGUAAAUGAUACCAAAUUGUGCUUGGUACAGAAAGUUCGAGAGCAUUUACAGAACCUAGAAAACUCAGCGUUGUCAGCAGAGCUGCACAAGAAAAGAAAACUGAUGGACCAACCCUCCCUGCAGAGCAAGGUGCUGAAGGUCAAUGGAAGCACCACUACUGUUUGUGCCACAGGUCUCAGGAACUUGGGGAACACAUGCUUUAUGAAUGCUAUUCUCCAGUCUCUCAGCAAUGUUCAGCAGUUCUGUACAUACUUCAGGGAGCUUCCAGCUAUGGAGUUACGUAGUGGGAAAACAGCUGGACGACGGAGCUAUCACACACGAAGCCAAGGAGAAAGUAACGUGUCCUUGGUUGAAGAAUUCAGAAAGACAUUGUGUGCUCUCUGGCAAGGGAGCCAAACAGCAUUUAGUCCUGAAUCAUUGUUUUAUGUUGUCUGGAAAAUCAUGCCAAACUUCAGAGGUUAUCAGCAGCAGGAUGCACACGAGUUCAUGCGAUACCUCUUGGACCUCCUGCACCUGGAGCUACAAGAUGGCUUCAAUGGAAUUCGUCACUUUGUCUUUUCACCAGAGAGUCCAGGCUUGUCAACAGCCACAAAGUGCUGCAUAAAUGGGGCUUCUACAGUUGUCACUGCCAUAUUUGGUGGAGUACUCCAAAAUGAAGUGAACUGCUUAAUUUGUGGGACAGAAUCUAGAAAGUUUGAUCCUUUCCUAGACCUUUCGCUUGACAUUCCAAGUCAGUUUCAUAUUAAGCAGUGUAAGAACCAAGAAAAUGGACCAGUUUGCACUUUGCAGGACUGCCUACAAAGUUUCACUGAUUUGGAGGAGCUGGAUGAGUCAGAGCUGUACAUGUGUCAUAAAUGUAAAAAGAAACAGAAGUCCACAAAAAAAUUCUGGAUUCAGAAACUGCCAAAGGUACUUUGUUUACACUUGAAGAGAUUUCACUGGACUGCGUAUCUUAGAAACAAGGUAGAUACCUAUGUUCAGUUUCCUCUUCGUGGCCUUGACAUGCAGUGUUACUUGCUAGAGCCUGAAAAGUUUGAACCAGGGAUUUUCCUUUAUGACCUUGUUGCAGUAGUUGUGCAUCAUGGCUCAGGUGUUGGAUCGGGACAUUAUACAGCCUAUGCAACACAUGAAGGACGUUGGUUCCACUUUAAUGACAGUACUGUAACUUUAACUGAUGAAGAGACUGUAGCAAAGGCAAAGGCCUAUAUUUUGUUCUACGUAGAACGGACAUGCAAAUCUGGCUCAGACAACAGACUUUAAUUUCCUCUUCUACUGUCCUGCCAAUUCCAAGUUUACUACACAGAAUAAAAUUCCAGCAUUCCAUAAAGAUUUUGUCCAGGACAUUUAAUUUGCCUGUGCACUUUUCAUCUUACUUUUGUAAGUCUUUAAUGAAUUAGUGUUAAACAUUUUAUUUGAGACCUGUAGUCAUAAAUUUUUAAGUUGUACCAUGUCACCUCAGAAGAUGCAUUUCAGUUGCUGCUCCACUUGUCAGUGUAAAUACAGUUUAAUUGUGUGCAUUUUUAUUUCUACUUUAUUUUCCUAAAUGUAGUUAUAUUUUAAUUCAUUGUCUCCCUUAAGGCACAUUUACAUCAAAGGCAUUGGUUUUAGUCUUCAGUGUUAAGCUGUACUGGUUUGCAUUAAAUGCCAUGCAGUAUGGAAUCUGCCUUGCUUUUUUAACUGAAUUAUUUGGAAAGUAGAAUUUGAGAAGAAAAGAAAAAAAUAGUGUGUAGAAAAUGAAAUUUUGCACGAAGUCAGAUGUUGCAUUUCUUGCACUUCUUCAACCACAUGCAACUUCUCUCAGAAAAAGCAUGAACUGGUAGAAUUACAUGCACACGUAUGGGUCACUUCUUGUUUUUGAAAUGAGGUGUUUGUCUGGAUUGCUAUUUUGUCAUUUCACAGAAAAUGUGUUGAAUUCAGCUUUUGUAUGUGCAACUUCACUUGAAAAUGUAUUAAUUCAUCCACUGGUCCAUACAGCAGAUAAGAAUGUUUCAGACCUCAGUGACCAGUGCCGUACAUUUACUUUUUUUAGGUGUAAAUGUUAAUGAACAAUGUACAGUGCUGCCCUUAUGGCACCAUUUACUCUCGAGAUAUUUUGAGUUAAUGUUACAGAAGUCUUGUAUUCAUUUCAUCUUUAAACUUAAAUUCAAACAGAACUGGAAUCUGUGAGAUUUAUGUUCCUAGAAUGUAUUUGGUUUAUCUUUCCUUUUAUUUUCUUGUACUUCAUAAUAAUUUCUGUGUGUUACCGUUAUCAGCAGCAUGUCAGGUUAUCUUGCCAGCUCCUUUGGCUUAAAGGAAUAAAGCCCUGACUAUGAUCCACACAAUGCAAGUUCAUUUAGAGACACAGCUACCUGCUGGAACUGCCAAGGGGAAAAGGAAUGACAAAGCUUUGCCUAUUCACUUUUCUGAAAGGAAAGGACAAAAAUGUUUGGCUGGUAUGUAGGACUGCUAACUUUAGCUCUGGUGGAGGUUGGAGUGCUGAGUGGCGAAUGGCUGCUAUGUUCAGUGGUUGGGUAGGUGCAUACACCCUCCACCCCCACUUUUCUCUCCCUUUCCCUGUUUCUCAUAUUUUGAUAAUGUUUUCAGGGAUGUCAGCACCUGCUUACACUCUUGCUGCUAAUGGUAUCACAGAAUGCUGUCUUAAUGUAUACUUUUUUGAUGGUUGCAUCUGACCUUUUCAUUUACCAGAAAUAUUUCAAAGCCUUUAGCCCAGAUCACACACUGUAGCAUUGCUCAGCAUACACUACAAACAUAUUAGCUGUAAUCUGAAACAGUUGAUGUUAUUCAGUCCAUGCCUUGUCUUUUGACUAAGAUUUAAUAAAUACAUUAUUUGUUUAAAU